Molecule: messenger RNA, 864 nt
Organism: Drosophila willistoni
Lineage: Eukaryota; Metazoa; Arthropoda; Insecta; Diptera; Drosophilidae
Exons: 1
Coding region: 91-795 (234 amino acids)
Source: RefSeq, a predicted model, not a curated record
UGUCCCAAGAGGAUGGUCGAACAAAAGAAUUUCACUUUUAUCAACUGAUGCUGCGUUUAGUGCACUUGGAGUGACCACAAAGUACGCACAAUGCUGUCGGCAAUCGCAGCAGUGGUCCCACUAUUCCUAUGCAGUGUGGGUCUAAUGGCAUCAACCGGUCUGGGCUUUGCCAUUACGAAUGGUCAUUGCCAAAAGAAUAUCAGUGUCAAGUACCAGGUGCCGGUUACCAAGUCUCCAAGUGGCAGCACAGAUACGGAGCAGUAUGUCGUCUAUGAGGAACGCAUUCGCUGGGAUACGGUUCAAGUCUGUUGCCCUGGUUAUCGCACAAUACUUUUCGGUUUCUGUGAGCCCAUCUGUCUGGAGGCCUGUCCCGCCCAUAGCUAUUGCAUGGAACCCAACAAAUGCCGUUGCAUGCGGGGCUAUGAGCAUUCAUAUCAUCAUCAGCAUUCCCAUCAGCAUCAGCAGAGGAAUCACGAGUUUAAUUGUCGUCCCAUUUGCCAUGGCGGUUGUCCGGAGCACAGCCAAUGCAUCGCACACAAUGAAUGCGAAUGUCGUCCCGGUUAUAAGGAUGUCAGCAGUUGGUUUAGUUUGAAUUUGAAAUGUGAACGCAUUAAAUGUGGUCAAGAUCAACGUUACGAUGUCCAUCGUCGUGCUUGUAUUAAGAUCGAGAUGAGUGUGGAGGAACUAAUGCAACGUGUGGCAGAACGCUUGGCCAAAGGCUUAGAAGAUAACAGCGAAUCACCAACUGCAGUGGAGGAGGGGCAAGAGCGGCCUGAACAGUCAACGCAGAGGUAGAGGGGAAUUCCAUUUACAAUCAUAUCUCUUUUGACAUAUAUCUAAGCAAAAAUAUUUAUUGUUCAAAUU